UACAGAGACCUCUUAAUGCUUUUAAUCGACCUCGUGGACGAUUCCAAAGACAACCCCAGAGGUCUCAACGUCAAAGCACCAUGAAUCCACCCAUUUUAAAUAUUGGAAGACGACGUCAGAGAAAUCGACCCCUAAGUAAUAUAAAUCCAUCUAUUAAUAUUUUUACUGCAAUUCAGCAAUACACCGAUUUGGCUGAAGGUUCGAAUCCAUUUAUUGAUUUGCAAAAUGCCAGAAUUCCGUCACAAAAUGCUCAAUAUCAAGACGUAUUAUUUUUGG
This is a messenger RNA of Racocetra fulgida, 276 nucleotides long. NCBI's taxonomy places the organism in Eukaryota, Fungi, Glomeromycota, Glomeromycetes, Diversisporales, Gigasporaceae. The record is from the annotation of a GenBank genome assembly.